Messenger RNA from Prorocentrum cordatum, 771 nucleotides. The record is from the annotation of a GenBank genome assembly. NCBI's taxonomy places the organism in Eukaryota, Dinophyceae, Prorocentrales, Prorocentraceae.
AUGAGUGCUUCGGGGGCGGAGAGCUUCAGGCCCCUCUCCGCUCCUCCCAUCGAGGGCCCGUCCCAGCUGCCCUGCCGCCCUCCUGGCCUCCAUCCUCAGCGGCGGGUGCAGCGGGACCUUUUUCCUUUGCCUUUCCCCCAGACUCAGCAAAGUGUUGUCGGGGUGGCCAGGCCCAGCCGCCGAGCGCUGAGGCGCCGGCGCUGCCUGGCGCACGCUGAUGCCUGGGCCGCCGACGGAGUCGCAGUUUUGAAUGAUCUCCACGGUGCUUGUACGCCGCCCUCUGCGCCGAAUGCCCGCCAGCAGCGCGUUCAGAGCCACAUCGUGGAGUCUUGCCAGGGACUUGAUCGCCCCCCGGGGGGCCCCGAUUUUGAACGGGGGGCCCUCAGCGAGCUCCUGUCCGGGACCACUAUCUACGCCUCCGACAGUGGCCCCGUGGUUCCUCAUUCCUUCGAGCGCAUCUCGUGGCCGUCUCGCGACUGUAAGCCAGUGCCUGUCCUAGACCUGCUGUCGCCCGCCGAUGCGUCUGCGUUUAAGGAUUGGCGAGGGGGCCUGCUCAGACCGCCGGCUGAGGCUGCGGCCCUGCGCGCGGAGGCCUGCCCGAGGCGAGCCUAUGUUGACCCUUCCCUCUCGCCCAACCCUUUCGAGUAUGCGAAGUUUCUUUUCCAGGCCCACUCCAGGGGCAUGUUGUCGUUCCAGCCUGCCCGGGGCCAGAAAGGAGCUAUGGGCGUCUUUUGGCCCUGUGGGUUGCCUUGGCCUUCUGCUGCUACCUGA